UGUUGCUGUGUUAAUUUCCGUAGGAGUUGUUUUUCAACCUACUUUUUCCUGCGCGGACUUGGAUGAAUGUCUGUGAAAAUAUUUGAAUUUUAUCAUCGACAUCAGGGAAGCGAGGUGUCAAAGGGCAGCAGAGGAAUAACUUCAGAGAAAGAGCAUGAGCACACCGUCUUCAGGUCGGAAGACCCCAGUGGACUACGGAGUCCAGAUCCGCUUCAUCAAUGACCUCUGCGACACUGGUGGGGGCCAGCACGUGUCCCAGCCCAAAACCAAGACUCAGGCCACCUCCAAAUACGGUGUGGCGGUCAGGGUACAAGGUAUUGCUGGCCAGCCAUAUGUGGUCCUGAAGGAUGGAGAGAAAGGAGACUCGUAUGGGGUCCAGCUCAAGACCCAGUCCAACUCUGGUUACAGUAGCCUUCCCCGCAGGAGAGAGAAGGCAGAGCCAGGAAUGCAAGGGGUUGAUGUAGGAGGAGGGCAGGGAGGCGCACUACGCCGGGCCCAGUCCCAUGGCUCUCUGCUGGACAGGGAUGGAGAGGGAGGGGCAGGCAAUGAGGAUUUUCAGCUGUCUAGGCCACCAGGGGAUGGGAAGUCUGGUAGUUAUGGGAAUCUGGAUGGAGGAAUCGGGAUAAGGGGGGAGAGAGAGCAGGUCCGGCGUGGUGGUAGAGGGGGGAGCAUGGAAAGGAAUAUGUGGGAUGGUUCAUACGAAGCGGGGCUCAACGGGUCAGUGAGGAGCGGUCAGUCCUACCCUGACCCCCCUCAACAAACAAACGAGAAUCACUACAAUCAGAGGCAGGCUCCUGUCAACAGGCUAAUAAACAGGUUUGAUGGUGGAAACACUGGAGGCCAACAGAGAGGACUCCCUCCUGCACAACAAGAUCCCAGAGCUGCAUCUCCUCUCCUCACCCCCAACCCCUACACCUCACCUCCGUCUUCAACUCACAGCAGUUUGGGGCGCAGCCAGGGCGCUGUCACCAAAUAUCCUGGAGACUCUGGUAAUCAGUGGGCUUCACCAGGGAGGCAUAGCGCUGCGGAGACGCCGCAGGCCAGUCUGACUGAGGCACAAGUGACUCCUGACCUUUUGCUGGACCAGGGUCCGAGUGCAGAGAUGAGCAGUGAGGAGGAGCAGUUCAUGCAGACUGUAUACAACAUCCUGAGACAAGGGACCAAGGAGAGCGAUGUUGUCAUCAAGCACAAAGCCAAAGUCAUCUUUCAGAAGAUUCAGAGUCUAAAGCCUACAGACAGACCCCUGGAGGAGUGGAUGAGAGAAAAGAGGGAGCUUGAAAGGAAAAUGGCUGAACUACAAGCUGCCCUGCAGGAGGAAAGAAGGAACUCUGUUAGCAAUUCUGAUCCCGCUCUGAAAGCUGAGCUGGAGUCCUGUCUUGAUGAAAAUCUGCAACUCCAAGAGAUGCUGGACCGGAAGAAGAAGGAAUUAAAUGAAACACAAUCAGAACUGACUCAGCUGCGUAUGGAUAGGGAGAACGCAGAGGCUCGGGUCAGAGAAAUGGAGGACCAGCUGGCUGAGCUUCAGGAUGAACUGAGAAGAGACAACGGCAACAAGACGGACCUGGUGUCGUGUCAGGCACAGCUGAUGGAGGUAUGCCAGCUGAAACAGAAGCUAGAGGACGCGCUAAGACAGAGGGAGAGGGAGCUAACAGCCCUCAAAGGAGCUCUGAAGGAAGAGGUGGCCACACAUGACAAAGAGAUCGAGGCGCUGCGGGAGCAGUACAGUGCUGACAUGGAGAAGCUCCGCAGCAGCAUGGAGCAGGUGUCUCAGUCUCACGCCGGGAUCGAGGCAGAGCGACUGCGUGUGAAUGCGUCAGUUCGGUCCCUGCAGCAACAGCUGGAAGACUGUAGAGACGAGAGCAGCCACUGGAUGGCGCAGUUUCACACCACCAGAGACGAACUUCGAACAACUAAACAAGAACUCCUGCAAGCCCGUCUAGAGAAAGAGGAGUUCGAGGAGGAACUAAAGGAGCUCCAGGAGAAAGUGAGCACUAUGAAAGGACAGAUACCAGACCCUAGCCACACUCAGACUCUCAACCAGGAACUUCAGCGAUACAGUGCCGAUCUGCAGAAGGCCAAGUCUGAGGUGGAGAAGCAGAGGACGGAGUUUGACAAGAAGGUCAUGGAGGUCAUCUCCAUAAAAAAAUCUCACCAGAACCAGGAAGCAGAACUGAAGUAUGAGAUCGACAGGCUAAAGGACCAACUACACAGGACCAAAGAGGAUUUUGUAAAGACACAGGAGAAAAACAAACGGCUCCCAGACCCAGCCAUCAUCUCAGAGCUGGAGCAGAAGCUCGGUGAGACGCGUAAUGAAGCUAGCCAGUUCAAAGAGAAACUCUCAUUAGCCGAGGAGGAACUGGAGGCCAGUAAAACACAUCUCAAUAGAGCUCAGAAAGAUGUUAAAUCCCUCCAAGAUGCCCAGCAGGAGCGAGAGGAGGCCAACAAGCGUCUCAGAGAGAAACUGUCACGGUUAGAGGCUCAGCUGCAGACCAACGCCACAGAGAGCUCAGAGGCAGAGCUCACCCUCCAUGCCGAGAUGAGAGCACUGAGAUCUGAACUAGAUGAGGCCAAGCGAAAAGCUUCCAGACUGAGCCAGGAGCAGCGGGAACUUAACCUGCAUCUGGAGGAUACGGAGAAGGAUAGGGAGACACUCAAACAGACCAUCAGCCAGCUGGAAGAGGCCAAACAACAGCAGGAGAGAGCUCUGGAGAAACUCAACAAAGGGUAUGAGUCUCUGACCGUGUCCUCAAGAGAGGAGGCGCAGACUCUCAGGGUUCAGCUGGAGGAGCAAAGAGAGAGGGCACGCAAGGAAAUGCAGGAGGCGCAACGUCACGGAAACGACGCUCAGAGUGAACUGGAAAGAAGCCACAUAAAUCUAAGGAGACUUGAGGAAGAAAUGUCGCGGCAGAAGAAGGAGCUCCUGCUUGCAUGUGAGGAGAGAGACAACCACCAGCUGGAUAAAGAGCUGCUCACCAACAGACUGCGCCACCUCGAGGGAGAGAUAGAGGCCAGCAAAAACAGCCUUAAUGAGAAAACCCGGGAGAUUCGCAUCCUGGAGGACAAGCUGAAGCGUAUGGAGUUGGAGCUGGAGGAGGAGAAAAGCAGUGCGGAAAUGAUGACAGACCGAGUGGCCAGGAGCAGAGACCAGAUCGAUCAGCUGCGCUCUGAGCUCAUGCAGGAGAGGUCCUCCAAGCAGGACCUGGAGCUGGACAAGAACGCCAUGGAGAGACAUCUGAAGGAGCUGAGGAGCCGUGUGGCUGACAUGGAGGGCCAGUCUCGCUCCUCAGCAGGAGUCUCCCAGCUCGAGAGCAAGAUCCAGGAUCUUGAAGAACGCCUACUGAGUGAGGAAAGGGAGAAGAACUCUGUGUUAGGGUCUCAACGACGUCUGGAGAGGAAACUUAAAGAACUCAGCAUGACGCUGGAUGAGGAGAGACAUACGCACACUGAACAGAGAGACCAGCUCUCUCUGAGAGUGAAAGCUCUGAAGAGGCAGGUGGACGAAGGAGAGACAGAGCUGGAAAGGAUAGAUGGACUGAGGAGAAAAGCUCAGAGAGAGAUGGAGGAACAGAUGGAGCUCAAGGAGGCCUUACAGACCAGAGUCACAGCACUAGAAACUGAGCUCAAGAGAAAAGCCCAUGCAGCAAUGCGCCCAGUUCUGGAUUCAUCAGCCCUCAGCUCAGAUGACGACGACAGUCUGUAUGAUCCCUCCACCAUCACCUCCAUCCUCACUGAGAGCAACCUCCAGACCAGCUCCUGUUAAAGCAGCACUUCAGUAGGAUGGGGCGAGAAAAUGUAGCACUGUAUAGGAACAAAUGGAGGGAAGUGUUGGUUAGCUGUUUUGUAGAGUGGGAGUAAAGCCAAAAGCGCAAUGUUAUACACUACAGACAAUGAGGGAGGGGUACAAGGACCUGGAAAGUAAAUGACGUACUGAAGAGGUCAGUAGUGGAACGAUUUUCCACACCACAGUGAAUGGAAGGAAACAAAGCAGUCUCUGCAUUUUAUGGAAUUUCCUUCGCUGUACAGUGUACAGUGAUGUACUUCAUGGUACAGCUGGAAGGACACUAGGAAACACAGUACACAAGGUACAAAAACUCACUACCACUCAAAGUCAGUAACUGGAUUGCAAAGAGAGAAAUGAACAAGACUUUUUUUGGUACAAAUUCAGGAGGUCAAACCAUUUCAGGGUUGGGACUCACUUACGGUACCAAAUCUGGCUUUGGCUGAAUAAUAAUACUCUCAGUGUUGACAGUUUACUCGUUGAACUUCAGUUCUCUCUGAAAUCCAGAAGUUGGUACCCCAGCAUGCACAAAUAUUAGGUAGCACUACUGGAAAACAUGGUCCAAACGCUGACACUGAGCGCAUUCAUGAUGCCACAAGUAUCUUGUAUACUUGUAAUUCUUGUGUUGGUUUUCUUUGUCUGACCAAAUCUGAUGGUUGAAGUAAUGCAAAUGAUUGAUAUUGAAUGAAAUCUGGACUUUGUUGACGUAAAACAAAACAUAAUUUUCUUGUUGUCUUUUAAAGUAUGGAAUAUGUCAUUUCUGUGCUCAAGGAUCGUUUGGGGCAGAAGUUUAAUCCACCGUCCAGUUUAAUGUCGCACUGUACACAGUUGAGGAAUUCUUCAUUAUAAAUAUAGCAAAGUAUGGCACUAAUAGCAUCUGAAAUGGAUUCUCCUGGACAGAGACACAAUAUUAAAUAUUAUAAAUGUGAUAGAAAGCCCAUGUUAGUGUAAAGAUUUAGGUUGGUGUUGUUGUUGCUCGCGUCUUUAUUCACUGUAUCUGAAACAGUUUCCUGUUAAAGACUUUUGAGGUCUCUGCUCACAGAAUUACUGUCAGAAAAUUACACGUUGUAUAAAAGUGGUUUUCCACUUUUAAAGCAAAAUAAUGGCCAAAAUAUCUCCCUGUCUGAUAAAAACCUUACAAGUUUAUUUGUAGGAGCUGCACAUUUUCUAUGCAUCCCAGUCAGUGAAAUAUAUUCCUGUCAUUUCAUUACAAAGCCUUAAAAUUGUUAAAAAUAAUUUUGUAAUUGACUUGUUACUUUGUAUCUGAAUGAUUUCUGUAAAGUGUUUGUAUUUAACAUUUAUAGAUUUUUUGAAUGAUGUUUGUGUACAGUUUGAACAAUCACUUGGCACUAUAGUUGUUUUACAUUUUUCUGCAAUGUAAUGCCUCCCCCUGUCUUUUCUUUCAAACUGGAAAAUGGUACUUAACAUGAUUUGUUGGACUUAAAGAGCCUGUUUAUAUACUGUAAUUGUUGAAUGGAAAUACUUUCACACUGUGACUGUACUUCACAAAAUAGAUCUUUUUUUCUAUAAAUUUAGCAACAA
Molecule: messenger RNA, 5320 nt
Organism: Chelmon rostratus (copperband butterflyfish)
Lineage: Eukaryota; Metazoa; Chordata; Actinopteri; Chaetodontiformes; Chaetodontidae
Gene: cgna
Product: cingulin
Exons: 20
Coding region: 155-3760 (1201 amino acids)
Cellular component (GO): myosin complex
Source: RefSeq, a predicted model, not a curated record